Truncatella angustata is the source of this 1824-nucleotide messenger RNA. RefSeq lists its product as uncharacterized. Lineage: Eukaryota; Fungi; Ascomycota; Sordariomycetes; Amphisphaeriales; Sporocadaceae. The coding region runs from base 1 to 1824 and encodes 607 amino acids. The transcript is spliced from 2 exons. The record is from RefSeq and is a predicted model, not a curated record.
AUGGCGCCGGCUCGUUCCUUUGGCACCAAUAUAGGGCCCAUGAGGACGCGGCCCAGUCCAGUUGACCUCAGCACGACGGCGGAAUAUCAUCAUAGCCUGCGUGGCCAAAGUCGACAAAGCGAUUCAGAACGGUAUCCGGAAGACCCGCAACCACACGACGAUUGGGCAAAGAAGUCUACAACACGCCGAUGGAUUCCAGUUAGACCCAAGACAAGCGACUCCAUCACCAGAGUGAAAAGAUCGGCCGGCAAGAGAGACAUAAUCAUCGAUUCUCCAUUGCAGCUAUCCCGUCGACAGGUUGAAGAGUUCGAGACCCUGCCAAUAGCUGUACGCCGCAAGUACUUCUCCACGUUAGAACGCUUGAGAUUCGCUCAAACAUCUGGUGCCCUGGAUGACAGCCCUCAACUUGGCGACUUUUACAACUCUCCUAGAAGCUUUACUUUCUCCAACGAUACAGCGUCACGAAGAAACAACGGUCAAGGGGCUGGCGAUUUCACGCCUCCAGAUCUAGGAAGUCGAUUACAGACUUCAAUUCAUCAGACCCAAGCUGCUUCUACGGAUUGUCUGCCAUCUGGCGUGGCACUCCCCAUUUCGAGCGAGCGCCAUCUUACUAGAGAGCAGCAAGUGGCAUUGGCAAAAAGUUUGAGGGAAAGCGUCAUUUUGGAUGCGGCAGACGAAGCUAUAUAUAAGAUAGGACGUCGGGCGAGUCGCCACUUGAGCCCAUCGGGCAACGCACACACCCUCUCUCCAACCCAGUCCAGCAUGGAAACCCAAGAAAGCAGGGUAACCAAUGCCCAGGUUCAUCAACCUGAGGCUCUGGAUGCAUUCUAUGAUAGCUUCAGAUGGUUGGAUGGCGACGACAAUCUGGAUCUCAGCUUACAACUAGAUGAUCACCACUCCAAUCUAAAAGAGAACUUGGAGCGGCCAUCCACGGACAACCGCCCAUCAUUCCGCCGCCAUCUUUCUAUCAGCAGGAUGUCCUUUGGUCGUCCCUCCAUCUCAACGGGCCGACCUGGGACGCAUGGUGGUAUCUCGAUUCCCACUUCGCCUACGUCGAGCUCAUUGGCCCAGCCAGUACAUAGCAGACGGAAGUCGAGGACACUUUCCCUGAUCAACACGCGACAUACGCCACAGCCGUCGACGUCAUCCAUCGACCCUGCCGCAGCACACUAUCAGGAUCCAGAAGCUCGCGCCAAAUUGCGCGUGUAUCUGGCUUCGCCUCAGAAGUUUGACGAGGCGGUCGAGUUUGGCUUUCCCUCACAUGACGCCUUUCCGGCCCACUCGACUCCAGGUACACAGAUGUCGCGUGGUCACUCAAGACAGAUGCUCUCCCAAGACUCGUCAAAGUUUAAGACAUUUCUCUCAGAUGAUCGAUCGUCAGUAUAUAGCGACGAUCUCUCAUUAUCAGAUCCGGAGUCACCCAAAACGCCUCAGAGCCCCGACAGAGCAACUGCAAGACCCGGAGGAGACCUUGACAGCAGCGAGCUCGCACUUUUUGGCAAAAAUUCCGAUGCCUAUGCGCAACUACCGGUUGCCUCGAGAGAGAUGACUUUGCGCAUGACGCUCACGAGGCCCGACUUACGUGCUUGCGAGGAACAAAUUUACGGAUGGCAGAAAGGGGUGGAACAGCACACAAAUAAGCUGGCCAAGGUUUCUCCAGCCCACGGAGACUUACCGCCUCCAAAGAAGACACAUGUCGGAGACAAUAGCAAACCCAAAGAAAGCUUUGAGGCUUUCUUUGCCAGUUUAGACGACGAGGAAGAAGAAGCCGCAGCAGAUAACGGCGUCGUCAAACGAUUCUGGAACAAAAUGCGGCGCAGCUAG